UUAAGUGUCCUGUUACCUGAAGAUAUGGCUUUCCUACACCUCUGACAGGACGUAUUAUUUUUGUCCUAAUAGAAGCAUGCACUGAGUUUUGAAAGGAAUGACUGAGUUUCUUUCAUUUCUAAUUCUUCAGGCCUUUUUUUUUUUCUUAAGACCAAGUUUCAAUCUGUCACCCAGGCUGGAGUGUAGUGAUGCGAUCUCAGCUCACUGCAACCUCCUCCUCCUGGAUUCUAGCAAUUAUCCAUGCCUCAGCCUCCCAAGUAGCUGGGAUUACAGGUGCCUGCCAUCACACCCAACUAAUUUUUUGUAUUUUUUAGUAGAGACAGGGUUUUGCCAUGUUGGCCAGGCUGGUCUUGAACUCCUGACCUGAGGUGAUCUGCCUGCCUUGGCCUCCCAAAGUGAUGGGAUUACAGGUGUGAGCCACCACGGCUGGCCCUACUUUUGACUUUUUUUCUGAACGAAGUAGGCUGUAUUUUACUGUGAUGAUAUAUUUGUUAUCUCUACUAUUUUUGCUCUUCUUCUCACAUUGUUUAGUCAAGUGUCUCUAAAGUAGAUGUGCAGAGAAACAGGUGACCAGCACAAAAAUCAAUCAUGAAAGAGUUCUUAGAAAAUGAAAUUUGUCACAGCUGAGAAAGACUGCUGAGUGCGUAUGGGCCUCACAUGUGAAGACUUGUGAAUUGCUUUUAUUCAAAGAACAGACACAGUGCUGGGUGCUGGUUUACUUGUUUCCUAUUUUCUAAUCCUCUUUUCUUUUUAAAAGGUGUCCUAGCUACACGGAACUACAAAAUCUAACAGGUGUCUCAGAAUUCCUGCUUAUGGGGCUCCCAGACAAUCCAGAACUGCAGCCUGGCCUCAGUGGGCUGUUCCUGUCCAUGUACCUGGUCACCAUGCUGGGGAACCUGCUCAUCAUCCUGGCCGUCAGCUCUGACUCCCACCUCCACACCCCCAUGUACUACUUCCUCUCCAACCUGUCCUUGGCUGACAUUGGUUUGACCUCCACCACCGUCCCCAGGACAAUUGUGAACAUUCAAACUCACAGCAGAGUCAUCGCCUAUGCAAGCUGCCUGACACAGAUGUCUUUUUCAAUCUUUUUUGUGUGUAUGGAAGACAUGCUCCUUGCUGUGAUGGCCUAUGACCGGUUUGUGGCCAUCUGUCACCCUCUGCACUAUCCAGUCAUCAUGAGCCCACGACUCUGUGGCUUCUUAGUGUUGGUGUCUGCUUUUCUUAGCCUUUUAAUAUCCCAGGUGCACAAUUUGAUUGUCUUACAAUUUUCUUGCUUCAAAGAUAUAAAGAUUUCUAAUUUCUUCUGUGACCCUUCUCAACUCCUCACACUUGCUUGUUCCGACACGUUUGUCAAUAACAACAUAGUCAUGAAUUUCUUUGCUGCUGUAUUUGGUUUUCUUCCCAUCUCAGGGAUCUUUUUGUCUUACUAUAAAAUUGUUUCCUCCAUUCUGAGAGUUCCAUCAUCAAGUGGGAAGUAUAAAGCCUUCUCUACCUGUAGCUCUCACCUGGCAGUUGUUUGCUUAUUUUAUGGAACAGUCCUUGGAGUGUACCUUGGGUCAUCAGUGUCAUCCCCCAGGAAGAGUGUGGUGACCUCAGUGAUGUACACAGUGGUCACUCCCAUGCUGAACCCCUUUAUCUACAGCCUGAGAAACUCAGACAUCAAAAGUGCCCUGCAGAGGUUGCAUAGCAGAAUAGUCAAAUAUCUUUGUCUGAUCCAUCCUUUUUGUUAUGUGGGUUAGAAAAGGCAGCAAAAUCAAAUAUCACAGACUGCAAAUCCUGCUUCCUUGGCCACGUUAUUUUUGUUGCUUCAAGGUUUUCAUUCUUGUCCAUGUUUCAUAUGUGAAUAUUGCUUCCUUCGUUAUGUCUUGAAUUAGAAUUUGUAGGUAUUCCAGUAUCCUUUGUCCAUCAUAAACAUCAUGACUGAAUCCAAUAUACCUAGAUAGCCUCCUUUUAGCUUCUGAGUGAUGAUCAUGGUAUUCAGGUGAAUCUCAACUCUCUUUUUUUUUUUUUGAGACAGAGUCUCACACUCUUGCCUGGGCUGGAGUGCAGUGGCACGAUCUUGGCUCACUGUAACCUCCGCCUUGCGGGUUCAAGAGAGUCUCCUGCCUCGGCCUCCUGAGUAGCUGGGAUUACAGGCAUCUGCCACUAUGCCCAGCGUAUUUUUUGUGUUUUUAGUAGAUGGGGCUUUAGUAGAGAUGGGGUUUCUCCAUUUUGGCCAGGCUGGUCUCAAACUCCUUUCCUCGUGAUUCACCCGCCUCGGUCUCCCAAAGUGCUGGGAUUAUAGGCGUGAGCCACUGCACCCCAGCCCCAACUCUCCUUUUAUGUACAGGAAAUCAUCACUUAACAUGUAACAUGAUUAAUGGAUUCUUGGAAACUGUGACAUUAAGGGAAGGAUAUAUGGCAGGUCCUUGAAUAAUGUUUCAUUUUAAUGUUGAUGAGCAAAAAACUUGCUUUCAUUUAUUAUACAUCAUUUUAUUUAAAGUUACAGUUUACAACAACCUAUUGAGAAUGUUUAGUAGGGACCUGCUCUACUUCAAAUUUACAUCCCUUCCCACAGUUCACGGGUAAUUUUGGUACAAAUUGCAUUGAUGAAAUCUAUUUAGGUAGACUAUGUGUGAGAAUUCAUAUAAUUGGUUCUCAAGCUUGGUUUUGUCUGAAAUCUCCUGGAAAACUUACACAUGCUGACGAGUGGCUCUCAUAGCCAGAUAUUUGGAUGUACUUGGACAUGUCAAGAAAUGAGGACAUUUAAAAACAUCAGUGAUGGUUCAGAUGAUAAAGUUGUUCAACCUCAAAUGAGUAAGUUACAAAAGAGUUUUUGUAGUACCAGGCAACAUGAUUUCUUCAAAUAUCUACUUCAAAUAAACUAUUCGUCAAUGCCAUAUAAUUUGUUGUUAAACAGUUAUUUUUUACCACUUAGAAUUUACAGCCAAAGGAAUAUAAAUCGUUCUAUCAUAAAGACACAUGCCUGUGUAUGUUCAUUGCAAUGCUAUUCAUAACAGCAAA
Molecule: messenger RNA, 3003 nt
Organism: Callithrix jacchus (white-tufted-ear marmoset)
Lineage: Eukaryota; Metazoa; Chordata; Mammalia; Primates; Cebidae
Gene: OR7E24
Product: olfactory receptor family 7 subfamily E member 24
Biological process (GO): G protein-coupled receptor signaling pathway
Cellular component (GO): membrane
Molecular function (GO): G protein-coupled receptor activity; olfactory receptor activity
Source: RefSeq, a predicted model, not a curated record